This is a messenger RNA of Cylicocyclus nassatus, 960 nucleotides long. NCBI's taxonomy places the organism in Eukaryota, Metazoa, Nematoda, Chromadorea, Rhabditida, Strongylidae. The record is from the annotation of a GenBank genome assembly.
AUGAAGGUGGAUUACUUCGAUGUUACGUUGGAUAGAGGUAUGAAUGAGCCGUACAUCGGAGGGGAGAUCAUCAAGGGUGUGAUCGAAGUCGGAUGUACACGUGAAGUACGAAUUGGAGGCCUUCUAGUACGAUUGACGGGUGUCGCCGAGACGGGAUGGCGAAAUAAAAAUAGUGAACUAUUGUUUGAAUCUAGGCAUAAUUUCAUGGAUGAACUCAUUGAUUUAACCACUUCCAUUGCGGAUCAUUGUAAUGAAGAGUUCUACCUCCUAGAAGGUCGACAUACGGUACAUUUCGAGGCUCGCUUACCACUGGAUGUCCUCUCUUCUAUAGAUCGAGACAAUUACGGUUCUGUUCGUUACACUUGCACUGCAUUGAUGGCAAUUCCUGAAGAUGGUGACACGGAGAUGGUUGCAGAGAAAACAUUCAAAGUAUAUCCAUAUCUGAAUCUGGAUGCACCAUAUAUGCGAGAUGCAGCUGCAUCCACGGAAGAGACCUUGGUUACUGGCUGCUGUGGCCGGGGACGCGGAACUAUAGUCGCAUCAAUGAAAGUGCAGGAAGUUGGACUUUUGCCAGGAGAGACCACCAGGAUUACGUUGACUGUUGAGGAUCGCACGCGCAAGAAACGAUGGCAGCGCAAGAAGGGGCAACAUGAAUGUGUGCUGAUAUCGCUCUGUCAACAGCUUGAUUUUGUCUCUACAAACCGAUACGAAACGGAGCUGAUGGAUCGGAAGAGUGUGACUAUAGCUGUAGAGUCUCAUGGAACGUGCAAGGCUAGUCCUGGAUCUGGUCCAGAGACAAAAGAAAUAGAAUUCUCCGUGCCUUCAGAUUUACCUCCGACAUCAAUUCAUGCCGAUCGACUUGUAACAAUCAGCUAUUUCUUUAAAUUGGAUCUCGAACAUUUUGAUAUUGUUGUUCCUGUGAUUAUUGGCACAUCGAAAACGCCUGGGAAAAUUGAUUGA